This is a messenger RNA of Rhipicephalus sanguineus (brown dog tick), 8342 nucleotides long. It is a transcript of the gene crm, whose product is annotated as protein cramped-like. Gene Ontology annotation, molecular function: chromatin binding. Gene Ontology annotation, biological process: pattern specification process. The record is from RefSeq and is a predicted model, not a curated record. Gene Ontology annotation, cellular component: nucleus. Bases 285 to 3977 code for a protein of 1230 amino acids. The transcript has 20 exons. NCBI's taxonomy places the organism in Eukaryota, Metazoa, Arthropoda, Arachnida, Ixodida, Ixodidae.
AAGUUCGUCUCGUAAAAAUCGAUGCAAGGCCUGGCAGCUUUUCAUACACAUUUUCUCGCGAGUAAGAAGCGUUUUUUGGGCGCCUAACAGACGAAGUGAUGUCACCACGUUUAGACCGUGUAUCAGAAACUUGACUAGCUCGACUCCCAGAAACCCCCAUACGUGUAGCAACAAGCGACUGCAAGCCAAACACGCCUUUGACAUUUGUGCGCGCUGUGCCGCAUCGAUGUCCGGAUAGCCUCCGCUCCCGAGAUGCCGGAGUUAUAGAACACGUUACCGGUCCGAUGGUAAAGCGCAAAAAGCCUGGAUCAUGCUCUGCACAGGAAGAAAAGCGCCCCGAAGACCCAUCAACGGAGGCUGGAAAGGAAGGAGACUCGUCGGCUCCCAAUCGCGCCGAGCCCGCUGCUGUUCAGCAGCUCGCUCGCACUCGUUCCCAAAACGCACCACGUCUCGGCUCUCCCAGUGGAGUGAACAGUGCAGCGGCCGGUGACGAUGGUGCGUCCGAGAAACAAGAGACCAAGAGUGCAGCGCCCGUGCAGCGUUCAAGUUUGCGCGUCACGAAGCGACCUCGAAAGGACGUCAGCCCGCCACCGAGUUCAUCCAACCAGCCGCCCUCCACCAAUGCGGCUGCGAACAAGAAAUCAUCCGCUGUGUCGAAGCAAAGUGGUGCCGAUGCUGGAAAGACGCGCCGCCCGUGGGAGUUGUGGAGCAUCGAGGACAAGAAUGCUUUCUUUGAAGCUGUUUGUGAGUUCGGGAAGGAUUUCGAGAGUAUUCAGUCAUACAUCGCUCAGCGUAGCAAAAAGAAAGGUGUGCCCGCACACUGCAUUAAGAAUAAGGACCAAGUGCGACAUUUCUACUACAGGACAUGGCACAAGAUAGCGAAGGUCAUGGACAUUGGGGAGGGCCGAGAAGAUGUCAAGAAGCAGACGCAGGAACUAUAUGGGCUCAUCAACUAUGCGGAACUGCGAAAAAAAUACAGCGCAUGCAUUAAUCAGAAAAGUGGGCAGCUUCUCACCGAGCUAGUUUUGACUGGUUCAACCUUGGUGAAAAUCCGGGGCAAACGGAUUCGCAUCAAGACUCCAGUGUGCCGAGCCCUAAAGAAAAUCAACAAUGUCGACACAAAGGACGAGCCGCCCAAGCUUCCAGCAGACGUGUGGGUCGAGUUCCGGCCUCGCACCAAUGCCGCCUGGGUGCAGGUGCAGUCUCUGGCUCAAAAUCCUCGGGUGCGCACGAAGACGAGCCUGCAGCGCCGACUCUCCAACGUGCUCGAACACUUGCAGGCGCGGUGGAAACCACUCCGUUUGAGACAGAAGGAACAGGCAGUGGCCAGCCUGGCAGGCACAGACUGCAAGUUACUGGCCUCAAUGGAGCCCGAGGUGGCACAGGAGCUGCGGGUCUGGCCCAGCACACCCAUAUCGCCCGUCAGCAUCUCUGCCAUGGCAUCAAGCUUGGACGUGUCCUUCCAGUGCCACCGCAAGAAGGCUGCCACCUUGGCGGACGGGCUGAAGUCGCGCCCCGCCAAGCCCACCAAACAGUCGCGAGGCAUAAAGGCGGCGGCAUCCCAGGCCGCAGCUUCAUCUACAGCGACCGCAAAUGCAGCGCAAGAUUCGACAAUGGAUACUGCCGUUGUCACUGAUCCUGCUCAGCAAAACAGCAGCAGCAGCGGCGGUGAGACGCCUUCACAGGGCAGCAGCGUUCCGUCCUCCCCACCACCACCUGCGGGACAGGUGGAAGAGAAUCCAGAGGACGAGGCCGCAAAGUCAUUGACCCUGCUGCGCAGCAUGCUGGAGCCAGACCCCCCGGCGACAACGACGAGCACCGUCCAGGGGACACAGAGAUCGGCCACUCCCAAUGCCGCGUCUUCCCCACCGCCGGUGCCGAUGACGCCGGCCCCAAUGCCAGCAGCCAUUGAAAGUGUUGAGAGCAUUCUGGCAGACGGCAGUGCGGUUGCGGGGGGCCUGACGCUGGGCCAGCUACUGGGCAAAGCGGCCGAGGAAGCUCGCCAGGGAGGCGAGGAGGAAGAGGAUGAGGCAGCAGAGGAGGCCAAGAGGAAGAAGAAGCGGGAGGAAGAAGAGCAGGAGGAGAAGAAAAGCCAGCAGGAGCUGGAGGAGGAGGCCAAGAGGAAGGAAGAGGAAGAGAACGCCCGCGAGCGCAGCACCAAGGGAUGGACGGCGCAGGAGGCUGGGCUGAUGACCAUCGGCGAGCUCUACCUCAUGAUGGGCUGCCCGAGCAAGAUAAUUCUUCACUACGAUUUUUGUGCUGUGGAGCAAAAGGUUGACAGAAAGUCCAAGAUCAGCCUCGAGUGCACAACCAUGCUCAAAAAAUUGCUCAGCCUUGCAACGGUCAUGUUUGCUGAGAAGAGCAAGCAGGGUCCCCUGUCGCCACCUGCUGGCAGAUGUGGCAGCAGCACUGGAGUAGGAGGAGGGCGGGGCACUGCUGCUGUCAGUGGCACGCCUCCUUCUGGCAAAAGUGGCAGUGGGUCCGGCGGAGCACGCAGUGCCGCCAACGCCGGAGGCACCCCGCCCUCAGGCAAGAGCACGGCGAGUCGCGCCCUCGGUCGUAGCCCGUCGACGCGCACGGCACAGCGGCCCACGUUGCAGCAGGUGCAGCAGGCGCAGGUGCUGGAAAACGCAGCCGACGGGGCAUCGGCCAACCCAGGCACUGGCACCGACCAGCACGUAUUUGUGGUCCCCAUGGGGAUGGCACCGCGGGCACACAAGCAGGCUGGGGUCCCAGUAGUGGCCACAGACAUUACACAUCAGGAGCAACUGGACAGACUGGUUCCAGGAAACAGGAGAGGCAUGCGCUUGCGCACAACGCGGAAGCCGCUGGUGGUCCAACGGCCCCUACUGCCGCGUGCCGACAGGCGUCCCGUCACACUGGUGCAGCUACUGCCCUCAACCCAGGCCACACUGGCAGCUGUAGUGCAGCCUUUGGCAUCGGAUCCCCUGCCUCAGGGCAAAGGGAUCGUCAAGCUCAUCCAUCCAGCAGCUGCCACGAGCAUUGCAGGGGCUACAUUCGACAUGCAGCCCGUGCAGGUGCCACUGAUCGAUGCCAGCAGCGUGGCCAUGUCGGUGUCGCCGUCGGGGCAUCCCGUCACCACCAGCAGCCCUGCUGUCAUGGAGGCCACCAGCACAUCCGCUGUGCUGGUGGCCUCACAACAAGCUCACACGGUGGCUGUCGUUCAGAAUGCGCCACAGACGACAAACCUGGUGGUGGACGAACCACCCGUCCUGGCUCUGGCCGAAAGUGCAGAAGCGACUAAGACCCUCGCUGGCGAUGCAUUGGAUGUUGCUUCUGUUGCUGCUGCUGCUGCUGCUGCUUCACCAGUCAGAGUUCAGCCCCUUUCACCACCAAACAUUUCAUCUUUACUUGACAUUUCCUUACCUGAAAGUCUUCCAUCAGAAGGCACAACUGCACAGAUUUUGGGAGAUGCCACCAGUCUACCAAGCUUGGGAUCAGAGCUCUCUGGUCUCUCAGCCCUUGACGCAGACGGUCCUGCAGUCGAAGCCAGCAAUCCUCUGCCAAGCUUUACCGCAGUCGCAGACUCAGAUCUUGCCUCUGCCUUCAAGCUGGCCUGUGAAGAAGUGUCUGCUACUCCUGUCGAGAAAAGUGCUGUCAUUGACAAGACGGAUGGUUUGACUACACCGCCCAUGAGUCCAUUCAAGCUUGUCCCUUCAGCACCAGAUCCCAAUUGGCUGAAUGGAGAGGGUUCAAACUUCUCGCUGAGUUCCCUGCUGAACACACUGGACUCGCCACUCAAGGUGACCCCCCCUGUAGGAUCACAGUCAGUGGUGCCCGAGCCCCCUGUCCUAGCCUUAGAGAACUCUAGCCUGGACUCCAUCUCAAGGCUGGCGCCUGACGUUGACACCCAGCUGCAGUGCCUAAUGAACGAGAACAGUGUGGACUACGUCGCAAAGUUUGCUGACCUCGCUGCACAGAUUGCCUCGUCCAAUUCAGAGGGCAAAGCCACGUAGAGAAUGGGGAUUUCAUUCUCUCGACUCACUCAUCUGUACAUAGCUGUGUACCAUAGAACUGUUGGAAGCCAUAAUUUAUUGCACUUUUGUAGUGUUCACUUUGCUAAGGGUGUAAAUAGGACCUGUGCUGUGUUUACUGCGGAACGCAAUACCACGAUGUGGCACGAACACUUUUGUGUGUGUUACAGGAAGCCCGGAAGGUUUUGCUACUCUUUCUGCCCUUUCGUUUUCUUCUCGUUACAAGUGUUUAAAGUGUGCAGAAGAGUAGCGCAGCUGUGUGUAGUAGACAACGAUUAUCUGUCGGCUCACGUUCAUGUACGGUUCACUCCGACACGGUUAGUGGGCAAAAGCUGUCUCGUGUGUUGAAGCUGUCGCUGUCAUGUGUAUUCUCGCUGGUCAUUGAACACUGCUGUUGAGCUUACCGAGAUGUGUUUGGGUUUAUCGGAAGUCGCAGCCAGUUAAAUUAAAAGUGUCAGAUAAUUGGGAUCAUUUAGUGUUCACUGCGUGACCAACUGCCUUCAGGAGCCCCAUGUUUGCACGCUAUGACACCCAUACGAGUGCAGCUGUUUCGGGAGCUCACCAAGCAAGGUGCAAGCCAGUAACAUACCUUCUUUAGUUAAUUUGUCUCUAGCAGCUAAUGGCAGGAAUAACACAGACAAACUUUGCUACGACAAAGCUGCUCCCAAAAGAAAAUGCCUGUCAUAUGUAAUAUUUGUUAUAAUCAUAUACAUAUUAAUUUUAUGCUGAUAUUGGCAGCAUUUAAUAUUUACUUUGUUGUCUCGUUUAUAUAUAAUUUGUUAUAGUUUUGUUAAUAACAUUGAAAUUUGACUGACUGCAGAAAACUCUAAAGUGGUCUUGUGCACAUGACUCAAGUGCUCCUGCUGAAGUGGCAAAAAGAGCUGGGAAAGCAUGCUCCAGGAGACUUUGCCUCGACUUGCUUACUUGUUUGACUGUGAGGUCACUGGCAAUGUUCGAGCCAUGUGGUGAAGCAUGCUUUCGGGUUCUUGUGUAUUGUCUGUUUCAUCGGUAUAUUGCUCUUUUGAUUCUCAAUUGUUGAGUCGUACAAAUUGCAGCACUCUUGUUAAUCUAGCCAGUACAAACGGAUCUCGACAGAUUCAAAGCCAGUGUUCUGUGACCUUCGAUAUUACACUCGUGACACCAGUAGUAUUGUAGUAAUAUGGAUGGAGGUGUUAACCGCUGUUUUAAUCGUUGAUUUUGUUGAAGAGGUUAUCUUUAAGGCAAAGUACAAAAACCUCUGCUGCAGCUCUCUCAGCAAGCAAAGUACGCAGACCACUUUAGAAAGAGUUCUGCAUUUAUGCUGCAGAUUUAUAUUUUACUUUGUUGCAUUUACUGGAAACUGUCUCUUGAGAUGGCACAUAGGUAACUCGUCUUGAUUGGGAGCUGCUGCAAUUCACCUGUCAAUUUUAGGCCACAUACUUGGGACACAAAAUAUUGCAGGACGCUGGCUGCUAGUGCUGGGUGCUUCAGACACCUUUCCUAUGUCUGAGCCUCAAAAGGCCCCUCAUCAGACCCUUUGACAAAGUUUAGUUAUACAAUGGAAACCUAUAGGGCAUUUUACUUGUAAUUUUUCAGAUUCGUUAAUUGUUAGACAAUGUAGAAAAAGUUGAAAUGUCAUGUAGCCAAGCUAUUGGGAGGUGAACCACUGCCAACAAAGGCUCUUCGCUGCUCUGCCUUGACUGGCAUCCUUUUUCAAAAUUGCCUUUUACAAAAUCGGAGCCGAAAGACUGCGUCACGCUUGUGUUACAAACCCAGCCUUCUCUUCUUCGUUCUGUUUCUCUUUUUUGUUAGUGGUGUACUUCCAGUUGCAGCAUUGUGCAUUCUUCAUUGAAUGGCUUUCUCAUCACCUGCUGUAGUCGGCAACUUUGCUGGCAGUUUGUCUAGUGUGGAAAAACUUGCGCAUGUGACUUGUACUGGAAGCAGGAUCUCCUUGAGAGCAAAGGGCACGCUGGCUUUUGGUUGAAAUUUCAGCUAUUUUUAUACUGUUUAUUGCUUCAAUACUUUGCGGACAGGAUUGUUGGAAUACGAUGUACGUGUGCACUGCACUUGUCUGUAAUUUCCAAAUCGCGAGGGGCCCUUUAUGAGGUAUAAGGAAACGCACUUGGCUCAAUGAGAUUUCAUGUGUUUCACCUUCUCAGCAUAUUAUGAUUCACACUGCAAGGCUGCUCGUUCCAACAUUUCAAAUUCCAGUGCAGACAAGUUCUUUAGGUAAAAGAAGUAUUGUAAUGGUUUUCCAACAGCUGGCAGGACUACCCCUGCAUUUACUUAUGCGAAAGAAGCGUGCCAUUCAUUCUGCCUGGUCAAAGUACAGGAGUACAUGAUGGUGACCUGCGCAACGGCAUUCAGAAAAAAACAAAUGAUGCAAUUAUUCAGUGAAUUUUUUUUUGUUAAACAAUGAUAGCAAAAAGCCUUAGAAGGCUAAUAGAAUAACUUGCGGGUUUUUCACAUGAAAAGGUGUAGUAUUUGUGUGAACUGUAAGCACCUUGUGUAGUGGACUUCAAUGACAUUGUAACGGAAAAAGUGUGCUACGGUUGUACUACAGCUUGUUGCCUAGCUGGAGAUGUCGUGGAUUUAGUACCAGUCUCUAAGUACAUACGGGGACAAAAGUUUUGCCGUGAUGGUGACACGAGCUUUACGAAAAAAGAAAGCUGUAUUCUAGCUUUGCCCGAGAAGAUAGUCUGAUUACAAGUCUCAGCCUGCAGCAGCUUUUGUGACCCACAAAGUUAUUCAUUAAAUUAGAAGGGCCAUGCAUUAACAGAGCAGUUCACGUCGCACAGACUUUUGUCCCCUGGAGUACAAGAUUCUGUCGAUGCAGACUCUGUGACUCGGAAGCGUUUACGUGUCAGUUGCGACAAGAGUACACAAAACAGUUCACUGAGUGUACUAAGCCGGCAUAGUGUAGCAAUUCUAUUACUAGCAUCGUUUCUUUUCAUGCCUCACCAGCGCCCGAGUGCACUGUUAAUGCGAUCAGUCGGCCUUGCAUGGUAGACGAUAAGAAUUGCAUAAAAUUGAGCGGAAGGAUCGCUACAUUACGUCAGCUCUGGUUUCUAUCCGAUUUUAUAAGAGUAGAAACGUACAAACAGUAGCGUUAGCAGUUUGUCGCUUUCAUAUCCAACUAAUGUUGUCAAUUUGGUAUAUGAUUUCAGUUUGUGGAAAUCUGAAGAGCUUUGUAUUCUUUAAAAGCCUGCUAUUUGCGGGCAGCCAUAAUAAAUUUAGUGACGAGAGCAGCCAGAUUUUCUCGAUCUACAUGAAUAGGAGCGCAAUAAUCACUUUCUGCUCUUCCCUUCAUCUCAGUCAUUGUCUUCGGUGAUGGCAGUGCUGGUAAAAUUGCCCAGCUCUCUUGCAUGCCUCAUCUUUUUCUUUCCCAUAUUUUUUCUUUUUCCUUUUUUUUUUGUGUGUUUCCGAUGUACCUCAGACAGAGCUCCCCAUAAGGCAAUGACACAAAUGAGAUUUGUUAGCCCUAGUUAUUGUUUGUUUCCCUAGUUAUUCGACAGAUCUGUAAAAAGGUACAUACACAUGAUAGCUUGUGUGUUAAGGAAAGAAGGGAAUUUAUGGGCUCGUUUUUCUUUUUUAGACACUACCUUAAUGAAAAUUUGUGGCCACAAACGAUCACCUCGUGACCAUGGUGUCAAUGGGUUGCUGCCACCUUACAAAGCCUGAAGUUUCAAAAAUGGUGGGAAGGUGACUUCUUUUUGAAAAGACGGGAAAUCAUCUCUGCAUCCUCUUUGUUAGCCAAGUGCACCGCAUCUAACUACAAACUUGGCUUAAGUGUUCACGUAUCUUUUUCAGUAAAUAUGCGUGUACGAUUUUUGCAAACAGCUUUUAUUACGGUAGCAACUAUAUGGCCAUUCCAGGCGCAUUUUUGCAGUCGCCGCUGCCAUUGUGUUCCGUACUAAUUCCAAAUUGAUAACAUCACCUAGUGCAUCAUAUGUUCUUUGUGCGAGUGAAGGCACAUGAGCGCUGCAGACGAACGCCACUCCAGCAGAGAUUAAACAAACCAGCCAUCUUUGUCGCGCGGAAGGUGUGUGGAGAUGGGAGCCGGAGGGGCUGGACUGCAUGGGUCUGGCAUGAACUGCAUACUUUGACAGAGCGGGCGUGGUCGCCUAUAGUCACGUGCGCCGUGCCCUGUAUCGUUAGAGGCUAUCAGCAGGUGGCUCACAGCUUUGUACAUGUUGUGUUCUCAUCACAGAGUUUGUGUUGAAGACAUAGGGAAGUGACAUGAGGGAGUCUACAUGAAAAGGAAGAGCGGUAAAAAAGAAAAAAAAAGCGCUGGGGCGGGGGGCUGCCGUGCAGCGUCUACAACGACAGUGUGGCCAUUCGUGGGACUGUAGGGGAUCAAAGUUGGGG